GCUGCGGUUUAUUUACGUUUUAUCCUAACCUAACUCACAAACAUCUGACUAACCUUUCUUGAUGUGACAGUUCAGAUGACAGAUCGCUGUAUGCAACCAUUUGAUUUAAAUACUACGAGGCUUCCAAACAAUAGGAAUAAUUAAAUGAUGAACGUUCAAAUAAGACACCCUUACGAGGGUUUGUUACAUAAGUACACAAAUGCCAUGAAAGGAUGGCAAUACCGUUGGUUUAUCCUUAGUCCUGAGACUGGUGAACUACACUAUUUUCUUAGCGAAUCCGAAAAGAAUCAACGACCAAGAUGCUCAAUAUAUUUAGCAGGUGCGGUAAUUGCACCAAGUGACGAAGAUUCUAAUACGUUUACUGUUAAUUCUGCCACAGGUGAUAUGAUUAAAUUGAGAGCUACAGAUGCCCGUGCUCGUCAAGAAUGGGUUGAUAAAUUACGUGCUGUGACAGAGAUGUAUACCAGGGCAAUAGCGAGCAGUCAUCCUCCUUUGCCUCCAAGAGAACAUUCGGCAAAUGCCAAUAGAAAUCCAGUGGCUAAAUUAGAAGUAUUAGAUGCAUUUGCUAAUUGUCAGGAACAAUUAAGCAAAGUAGAGAAACACAACCAUGCGUUAGCACAAACUAUUGAGAAUUCGAAUUUAAAUUUAGAUCCAGACCUAUUAGUCCUUAAGGCUACUGCAUACACUACAUUACACACAUUAAGUCAAUGUUUGAAUAUAUUAUAUCAGUAGUUCUUUACUGAGAAUCUUAUUAUCACUGAUAAAAGACUCAGAGAUUUUUUAUCUACA
This is a messenger RNA of Nomia melanderi (Alkali bee), 789 nucleotides long. RefSeq names its product oxysterol-binding protein-related protein 11. Gene Ontology annotation, cellular component: cytosol; membrane. The record is from RefSeq and is a predicted model, not a curated record. NCBI's taxonomy places the organism in Eukaryota, Metazoa, Arthropoda, Insecta, Hymenoptera, Halictidae. Gene Ontology annotation, molecular function: sterol binding.